Anarrhichthys ocellatus (wolf-eel) is the source of this 4399-nucleotide messenger RNA. RefSeq names its product disheveled-associated activator of morphogenesis 2-like. NCBI's taxonomy places the organism in Eukaryota, Metazoa, Chordata, Actinopteri, Perciformes, Anarhichadidae. The transcript has 2 exons. Bases 59 to 400 code for a protein of 113 amino acids. The record is from RefSeq and is a predicted model, not a curated record. Gene Ontology annotation, biological process: negative regulation of oligodendrocyte differentiation; positive regulation of canonical Wnt signaling pathway; regulation of non-canonical Wnt signaling pathway.
GGCUAUCUCUGUGCAGUUUACCAAAUCUCUGAAGCACUUUGGGGAGGAAGAAGGGAGGAUGCAGCCCGAUGAGUUCUUCGGGAUCUUUGACACCUUCUUGCAGUCGUUCAGCGAGGCGCGGCAGGACCUGGAGAACAUGCAGCGGCGCAGAGACGAGGAGGAGAGGAGGGCACGAAUGGAGGCCAUGCUCAAGGAGCAGAGGGAGCGGGAACGGCGGGCCAAGAAGAGCGGGGCCUCAGACGAGGUUGGCGGGGAGUUUGACGACCUGGUGUCGGCGCUGCGUUCCGGCGAGGUCUUUGACAAGGACCUGAACAAAUUCAAGCGGAACCGCAAGCGCUCCGUCAACCAGCUGGUGGAGGGUGGUGGCCGCGAACGGGCCGUCACCAAGGUCAACUACUAGGUCAGGGGAAAGGAAGGAAAAAACAAACAAAAACAAAACUCUAGACACUUAAAUUCUGCCGCGGUGUAGAUCUCCUAACACCUUUAAGUCCAGGUCCUCGAACAGUGACCAUUGACAUUGGACAGAAUGUAAAUAACGGCUAGACUGAACAUGUUGAGGCAUGUGUGGACAGCCACGCUGCUUUGAACGAUACCCUCCUCGGAUUGGUCUUGCGAAGCGGACCCCAACCCGUUCGUCCUGGACGUUGUGUGAUCUCCUGAGCCGGGCGAAGGACAGUUGGCAUCCAUGGAUGGAUGAACAGACCACUGUGACACAUCACCCCAUAUCUUUUCAACAUAUCCUCUUAACACUGUGCUCAAGCUUCCAACCCUGUUUUCCCCUCACAAACCUCUCAUUCUUCCUCUGUGAGGUCCUCGAGGCUGGAGCUGGAGCUGGAGCAGUCCUACCUGGCUCUAAAACACAUAGGACUCCGGGAUCAGCCCGUCACACUGUACAUAGACUUGAGGCCAAGCAAAUGGAUUGGAUGAAGGGCUUUCGUCAGAUUCCAACUGAAAAGAGAAGGUGGGAAGAGUGGAAGUAGUCCCUACCAUCCACGGUCAUGGUUGCUUCCAGUGUCCCACAGAAAAGACACUUCUCAGCCCAGUAUCAACGGGUAUUCAUGAAUUGCCUUUACUGGAAAAAAGGGAUGUGCAGUCGGCAAAUCCCAGAAUGCUUUGUAGGCUUCUGAAAGAGAGAGGAAGGGUACAUGCUUCGUCCCGACGGCCACACAGCAUUCCCAGAAAGGACGUAUGCAACACCCCGGGCUGCAGUUUUUCAGAGGAUACAACUCGUCUCAAGGAAAACCAACUCCUCAUUUUGAUCCACCUGACAAAGUGAUGACUGUGCCACAAAGGGUCGAGCCUCGCAUCCACCCGUCAAUGGUUUCCACACCGCUCUGGCAUUAAACCAGUGCCAAAGCAAAGAGAGGACAAAUGUAUUAAUAUGAAAACAUAUUGCAAUUAGGUGUUGAUAUAUAUUUAUAUUUAGAUGCAGACAAGCUAAUUGCAAAGAUUUAGUUUUUUUUAGUUUUUUUUUUUAUGUUUUCAUGGCAUUUGGGGGCUUUUGUACACGCAAUGCAUUAUUUGUCGGUGUUGCAAGUUCACAUCGGUGUUGAAGUGAAUUUAUAUACAUUUUGCGUAUAUACAACAGAAAAAACAAUAACUGCUUGUCCUUUUCACACCUGUACGUUUUGUUUGCACUGUAGCUUUUCUGACCAACUUCACACUCCUCGAGCCGACCACGUGGACCCCGCAGCAGCGGCCAAAGGGAAGCUGUACAGCGGUUCUCAUUGGGCCUCUAGUGGUUACCUGCAGGGUCUGAUCCACUGGUGCUAAAACACGCCUGGCUCAAGGCAGAGCCACCGGCCCAGUUAAGGGUUUCUCAAGUUAAACUAGUGCUUGAUCCAGGCUCAUCGUACGGGGCUCCUGUGUGUUUUUUUACUCCGGUUGGCAUGGUAACACAUCCGACUACACCACGGGAUGAGUGUUUUAUUGCAAAGUGAGGCCACAACAAAGCACUUAGAGAUUGAAAUUCAGUGGGAGCCUCAGAGAGCGUCAUAGAAAACAAUCCUUACUUCCAUCUUUCCUUCCAGCUUCUCUAGACCCCGUUACUAUGUGCAACCUGUUGCCAACCAAGGUCACUUUUCCUUUUGAAAUAUUCAAUGUAGUAUGUUUAUUUUAAUUUUUUAAUUUAUAUAUGCAUGUCUAGAGCCUUAGCAGAAGGCUGACAAAGGCUGCGGUGUAAAGUAUGUGCUCGCCCUCAACAACAUUUCGAUGGUUUCCUUGAAGACGGACAUGCAGUACAGGGUAGCUCACGACACAGAGGGGGCUCUAAUCUGGGCUCCGCUGUGGUGGGAACCACUCCUGGUCCAUCCUUAGGGAGACGAGGAAGCAUCAUGGGGCAUCGAGUGAAAGUGUGGAUGGGUUAAAAAAACAAGAACGUCUUCAGGAAAGCAGGUAGAGGCCAACCACACGCACAUGAAGUUUGUAUGAAAUAUCCUGUGAUCAUCCAGUUUGUUGUUAGAAAAGCCAUUUUUAGUCAGUCCAUCUGCAUUGCCUGGUUACUUUAGUACAGCAUAGUACAGCAACACGUGUGAGCUCGCCAGCAACACGGUAGGAAGAGGAGACUUUUCGGAGCAAAUUAAGAACUGGACACAUCCUCUGUUUAAUCUUCCUGUUGUGCAUGUUUUAGCUAAGGCUUCGUGUUUUGGCGUUCGCCCUCACCAACAUGGGUUUGAGUUUGAAAUCACCUCAUCCCCUUCCUUCAGUUUGUAAGGGAGGAGUGAAGUGGUUGUUCUCACAGUCACAGAUCAACACCGAGGAGUUAAAUUAGAGACACGUUCCCUCUGCACGUGGUUCAAUGAGUGCUCGGUGGGUUUACAGCAGUGUUGCAAAACACAAGAAAAAGACAUUUCCGGUGUUGGAUUACUCAUCGUCAUUUUAUAUUUCAUUUCCAGUGUUUCCGAACAGAUAAACCCGUCACUCAACACCCACUACUGUAUGUGAUUACUGCAGUGGUGAUGGCUCUCCCAGUUUGUCUUUAUUCUUUAUUCUUUUUUCUGUUUUCACACAUGUACCAUUCCUUUUUAUCAUGUUUUCAGUCUGGCUCUCCCAAAAGAAAACUGCAGUGUUCGCAAGUGAUAUGCAGGUUGGAAUUAGACUAUCUGGCGCCAUCUUGUGGCUUAAGACAGUCACAAUGUGACUCUCGACCCCCAACAGGCGUACCUCAUUGUGAUCAGAGAGGGUUGACCUUCUACCUGUACAGAGAAAAUUCUUUUUUGCCUAAACCGUUAAUGAAACCUCCGGUAAGUGAAGUGACCACAAUGGGUCACUUCACAGAGGAACCUCAUCCUAUACCUGGGGUGUAGUCCUUUCAUUUGUCCUCAAACGGAAGCAGAGAGAAGCUGAAGUGAGGUUGAAGAGACAACGUGACACUUUAGAGAUUAAACCAAAUCUAUUCAAACUCCCACACAGCCCUGAGGGGGAAAUGACGUAUGAUUGCCUAUUCUUUAACCAGCAUCUCAUGAGCUAUUGGAUUUCCUAACCUCCUCUUGUCGUUCCAAAUAAUCAGAGUUAGCGUACAAGACUUUGGCAGAGCAUUUAAAACUCUUAAUCCAGAGCUUUGACCCCGUAUUGUAGUGCAGACUAUUUACUGAGGGGCGUUGAGACAGUCAGUAUUAUCACACGUUUAGGUUGUUACAUGUUUGGAUGUUUAUUUCGGCCAUUGACUGGCUGAUUGCGGAGUGUACAGGGGGAAAUCAGAGGAAUGAAAUUAAUAGCUUGUUCAAUGCACUUUUAUUAUGGGACUUUUCCGGCACCAUUGCGAGGGUUUCGACCCCCCCCUCUAGAAAUGAGAUGGGUGCAACGAAACGAGUGGUGCAAAAAAAAAAAACAUGGUGUGAAGAAGAGGGAAAACAUGAUGGAUGGCAAAGGUGGGAUUGGUGGGGACAUGGACACAAAGAGGAGAUUCUCCUGUCCUCACCCGUCUGAGUCACCUGAUUCGUGUGUAGAAGGACAAAACGGGGGAAGGGGGGGAUUUUUAUCCGCCACAUUUCUGUCACAUCAUGCACUUGCCGUGGACCUGGACGCCUGAAGAAUUGUGCAGAACUUGUGAUGUGUUGACUUGCAGUACAGAACACACCUGUUGCACCACAAUUUGUACUGCCUGAGAGAAGUUGCACCCGGUUUCAGAGGCUGUGUGAGUGCGAGGACUCGGUAUUUUUACGGUUGGAAAAAAAAGUAUCCUCCACCGAAAAGAUGUACAGUUGGAUAAAAAAAAAAGACGCAUUUUGUACACCAUUCUUGAUGUUUGAGAUAAGAUUAAAAAGAAAAAAAACAAUGAUUCAAACAUUGAGGAAUGUUCCAUUUUCCUGUAAAUUGUACCUCUAUUUAUUUGCCUUAUUUAGUUUGCUAUAUUUUGUACGUACACACAGCAUUAUAUUAAAAAAUAUGAAUAACUAAA